Messenger RNA from Dicrocoelium dendriticum, 1848 nucleotides. Lineage: Eukaryota; Metazoa; Platyhelminthes; Trematoda; Plagiorchiida; Dicrocoeliidae. The record is from the annotation of a GenBank genome assembly.
AAUCAGUACUACCAGCGAUUUACUGACCCUACGAUUGCUUGAUCAUUGUGCAAACAUUGGAAAGUGCCAACUUGGCCAAGCUCGUCACAAUGUAAUGAGGCUACCUAAAGUUGAAAGACAAAUAACGUCAGCUGAUUCAGCACUGCUACCAAAUCCAAAUGGAAGAAGCCUGGUCAUAACAAAAUCCCGGAAACACAUAAACCUAAAUUUGCUUUUCGUCUCACAGACAGACGACACUAUUUAUAGUCUAAAAGAAGCAACUCGCUUCGGACCCGCGUACAGUAAACUAAGAGAAAUGCAAGGAAACGGUACAUAUAGAAUUGCGCACGCUCCAGCUGUGAGCAGAACAGGAAAUAGUAAUACGAAUGAUCCACUUGAUUUGAUUAUAGCAAAAAGGAAAAAGAAAGAGCUGGCCGAUCCUGUAAUUGCAGAAGCAAUUUUGACCGCAUCCAAACUACCACCGCCUCGGAUUCCUGAGGCACGAGACGACGCAACCGUACCAGAGGAGAUUCAGCAACUUAUUUCCUUCGGGCAUGAUACAGAAAAAGACAACGAAGAAAAUGUUGCUUUUUUCCGGCAUUAUCCGCUAUUUAUUAAUCAGCACCCUGUCUCCUCACACGUGAAAAGAACUCCUUCUUUAACACGGUACGGAAAGUUUAAGCGAAAGUGGUUUUUCGGUCGGUUUCAAGCUGACAAAUUUCGAGAAGUUGUUAAUUCGAAACCACCUGCUGAAACGCGACAGGAUUUGCUGGUACAACCGGAAGUGCACAGUGACGAGGAUUGGUUCAUGGAAAGUUGCUUACACAUUGUCUGUAUAAUGCUGAUUGUGCUUACCCUGCCCAUAUCACUUAUAUUUUGCUUAAAGGUUGUGGCUCACUAUGAACGUGCUGUGCUGUUUCGGCUCGGUCGCCUGGUUUCCGCAACUGCACAAGGACCAGGUCUGAUCAUUGUGUUACCUUGCCUCGAUCGAUAUCGUAUUCUGGACCUGCGCACGUUCACUUUUGAUGUACCAACUCAAGAAGUACUUACGAAGGACUCUGUUACUGUUGUAGUCAACGCAGUGGUAUACUACCGUGUACGGGACCCGGUUAGAGCGGUUGUCAAUGUUGAGGAUGCGAACAGAGCGACGCGAGUUCUAGGGCAGACAACGCUUCGGAAUGUGCUUGGAACUGUUAAUUUGGAUCAGCUUUUGACAGCUCGUGAGGAUAUCGCGGCUCUAAUGCAGGAAUGUUUGGACUCCGUCACCGAAGCUUGGGGUGUGAAAGUGGAACGAGUGGAGAUAAAAGAUGUUCGACUUCCAAUCCAACUACAACGGGCGAUGGCUGCCGAGGCUGAAUCCGUGCGUGAAGCCACUGCCAAAGUGAUCGCCGCGGAGGGAGAGAAGCAGGCCUCAGGAGCACUGAAAGCCGCUGCCUUUGAAAUUAAACAGCAUCCGAUUGCGAUGCAGUUGCGAUAUCUGCAGGCUAUGAAUAGCAUUUCGUCGGGAAAGGAAUCGACAAUAAUAUUUCCAGUACCAUUGGAAUUGGUCUCAUUUCUGCAAUCUCCGUUUGCUUGCCAUAAUUAUUUAACAAAAGAUUUCAACGAGAACAAACAAAGCGAAAAUACAAAAACAACGGACGACGAGAGGGAACAAAAAAUUAGGUCACAUACCACCUUUCAAUCAGCUGUAUCUGAAGAGUUUUUCUUAAAUGAAGGCAUGGAUUCGUCAGCACUGAUAGUUUAACAGUGCUGUCAUUAGAAAUGUAUAAUUUUUCUUACAAUGUACAGUGAUUAGUUUCUGCAUGAUUAUGUAGCAACAUACUCAGAAAUGCAAUAAAAUUGAGUGGAUAAAAUUUUGUUGAAUAUGAA